AUGACUGGACGCCAUGGAUAUGAUGUACGCCCGGAGCGUCAAAACGAGUAUUUUAUUCCCGGCGAUGGUAUCAGCCGGGAGGUUAUCCAAGCAGAUAUUUGCCGUUAUCUUGGAAAUGAUGCGCUCGGCCGCCAGGGUUAUUUCAUCCGUGCCUACCGGAACCUCACUUCUGAAAUGAUUGCUGAUCUCAAAGCCGAUUCCGCUCGGUGGGAGGCAGAUGUGAUACGUCGAGCUGACCAAGGCUAUCCGAGAGCAAACUAUGCAUCAUCAGCGAUCCACGAAGGGCGCCAGACCCAGGGUCCGUCCCCUCCACCUACCUACUCUGCACCACCUACUCAGUCGUACGUGGACCCAUAUGCUCAGGCGGGGUACCAACAGACACACAGCCCCCCGUAUCCACCCCCUUCAUCAUAUCCUUCGAACCACUCCCCCUUUGGAGGGCCUGGCCAAAACCCAUACCCCCCUCAGCAGAUUCCUUACUCUGCUCCAAGCCAGCCCCCAGUGUCUACUACUGAGAUGCACCCAACUUACACAUACACGACCACUACUGGCUAUGGCUACGAAAACGGGAGAAACAAUGCCCCAAGAUACCCUGGUCCUGGCUAUGAACCCGAAUCGGAAUAUUCCCCUGCUACUUCCGGAAUGGCUUAUCCUGCCACUACAGCCCCAGACCCCCGGAUAGGAGGGAUAGACCCAAGAUAUACCCCGGAGUCGGCAUACUCGGACCGCAAUAGACCACAGCCAGCUAGGGAGAGGGAUACCACACGCCGACCCCGGUAG
Aspergillus tanneri is the source of this 780-nucleotide messenger RNA. RefSeq names its product putative transcription factor RfeG. NCBI's taxonomy places the organism in Eukaryota, Fungi, Ascomycota, Eurotiomycetes, Eurotiales, Aspergillaceae. The record is from RefSeq and is a predicted model, not a curated record. The coding region runs from base 1 to 780 and encodes 259 amino acids. The transcript has 4 exons.